AGGAGGAGGAGGAGGUAGUGGUGGUGGUGGCCGCAGGCUGAGUCGCGGCCGGGAUGUCCGGGCAGCCGCCGCCGCCGCCGCCGCCACAGCAGCAGCAGCAGCAGCAGCAGCAACAGCAGCAGCAGCAGCAGCAACAACAGCAGCAGCAGCAGCAGCAGCCACAGCAGCCACAGCAGCAGCAGCCACAGCCGCAGCAGCAGCAGCAACAGCAGCAGCUGCCGCCCCCGCCGGCGGCCGUGGCCCCCGGCCCCGGAGUGGUCCUGCCCGCGCCCGCGGCCGCCAGCGCCGGCUCCUCUCCGGCCGGUUCCCCCGGCAGCAGCGGCGCCGGCGGCGGCGGCGGCGGCGGCUCCUCCUCGGGCGGCGGCUUGGGGGCCGCGGCGGCCGCGCUGCUGCUCCACCCGCCGCCGCCGCCGCCGCCCCCGGCCGCCGCCGCCGCCGCCGCGCCGCCGCCGCCUCCCCCGCCGCCGCCGCCUACCGCCGCCUCCCCCGCCGCCGCCGUUCCCCCCGCCAGCGCGCCCCCCGCGCCCCCGGGCCUGGCGGCGGGGCCCGGCCCCAGCGGGGGCGCCCCGGCCCCGGGCCUGCCGGCGGCGGCGACGGCGAGCAGCGGCGGCGCGGUCCCCUUCCCGCACGGCGACUCGGCCCUCAACGAGCAGGAGAAGGAACUGCAGCGCCGCCUCAAGCGCCUCUACCCGGCCGUGGACGAGCAGGAGACGCCGCUGCCGCGCUCCUGGAGCCCGAAGGACAAGUUCAGCUACAUCGGCCUCUCGCAGAACAAUCUGCGGGUGCACUACAAAGGUCAUGGGAAAACCCCAAAAGAUGCAGCAUCAGUUCGAGCCACACAUCCGAUACCAGCAGCCUGUGGGAUUUAUUACUUUGAAGUAAAAAUUGUCAGUAAGGGAAGAGACGGUUACAUGGGAAUUGGUCUCUCUGCCCAAGGUGUGAACAUGAAUAGACUACCAGGCUGGGAUAAACAUUCAUAUGGUUACCAUGGGGAUGAUGGACAUUCAUUUUGUUCUUCUGGAACGGGACAACCAUAUGGACCAACUUUUACAACUGGUGAUGUCAUUGGCUGUUGUGUUAACCUAAUCAACAAUACCUGCUUCUACACCAAGAAUGGACAUAGUUUAGGUAUUGCUUUCACGGAUCUACCGCCCAAUCUAUAUCCCACUGUGGGGCUUCAGACACCAGGAGAAGUGGUGGAUGCCAAUUUUGGGCAGCAUCCUUUCGUGUUUGAUAUAGAGGACUACAUGCGAGAGUGGAGAACCAAAAUCCAGGCACAGAUAGACCGUUUCCCUAUCGGAGAUCGAGAAGGAGAAUGGCAAACCAUGAUACAGAAAAUGGUUUCAUCUUACUUAGUCCAUCACGGGUACUGUGCCACAGCAGAGGCCUUUGCCAGAUCUACAGACCAGACUGUUCUAGAAGAAUUAGCUUCCAUUAAGAAUAGACAAAGAAUUCAAAAGUUGGUUCUAGCAGGAAGAAUGGGAGAAGCCAUUGAAACAACACAACAGUUAUAUCCAAGUUUACUUGAAAGAAAUCCUAAUCUCCUUUUCACAUUAAAAGUACGUCAGUUUAUAGAAAUGGUGAAUGGUACAGAUAGUGAAGUACGAUGUUUGGGAGGCCGAAGUCCAAAAUCUCAAGACAGUUAUCCUGUUAGUCCUCGACCUUUUAGUAGUCCAAGUAUGAGCCCCAGCCAUGGAAUGAAUAUCCAUAAUUUAGCAUCAGGCAAAGGAAAUACUGCACAUUUUUCCGGUUUUGAAAGUUGUAGUAAUGGUGUAAUAUCAAACAAAGCACAUCAAUCAUAUUGUCACAGUAAACACCAGUCAUCUAAUUUGAAUGUACCAGAACUGAACAGUAUAAAUAUGUCAAGAUCACAGCAGAUUAAUAACUUCACCAGUAAUGAUGUAGACAUGGAAACAGAUCACUACUCCAAUGGAGUUGGAGAAACGUCAUCCAAUGGUUUCCUAAAUGGUAGCUCUAAACAUGACCACGAAAUGGAAGAUUGUGACACCGAAAUGGAAGUGGAUUCCAGUCAGUUAAGACGCCAGUUGUGUGGAGGAAGUCAGGCUGCCAUUGAAAGAAUGAUCCACUUUGGAAGAGAACUGCAAGCGAUGAGUGAACAGCUGAGGAGAGAAUGUGGCAAAAACACAGCAAAUAAAAAAAUGUUGAAAGAUGCAUUCAGUUUACUAGCUUAUUCGGAUCCUUGGAACAGCCCAGUUGGAAAUCAGCUUGACCCGAUUCAGAGAGAACCUGUGUGCUCAGCUCUGAACAGUGCAAUAUUAGAAACCCACAAUCUGCCAAAGCAACCUCCACUUGCCCUCGCAAUGGGACAGGCCACACAAUGUCUGGGACUGAUGGCUCGAUCAGGAAUUGGAUCUUGCGCCUUUGCCACAGUGGAAGACUACCUACAUUAGCUAUGCAUUAUGGAGCUCACACUUAUAUUGUGGCAUAGAGUCAACAUGGAAGUAGACCAGCUCUGCUGAUUUGAAACUUAGAUUUUUUAAUUAUGUACUGGGGACAGGUUUUUGUCGCUUUACAUUGCUUCCUAGUUUACAGCAUGAUGCAAAUGAUUUUCUAACUUAGGGUUAGGAGAAAUUGUUUUCCAUCUUUAACCUCUUAGUUGUCUAAGAGUUAAAAUAUUACUGAACUUCAGACGUUCAAAUUGAUCAUCACAAAUCCUUUAAACAAUUACCUAAAAGAAACCAAAAAAUCCUGCCUUCUUUGUUGGGGGGGAGAGGGGAAGGAAAUGGAACAAGUUGUGUUUGUGUUAGCAUGUGGGUGAUGUAAAAACUUCUAAUUGGGAGAUGUUCCGACCCCCGCUCCCAUACAAGCAUUCAAUCAGUGUAACUUGCAAAAUGCAUAAACAUCCGACAGUUUGAAUUUAUAGUGUUGAUGGAAGAAAUCAUUUUUAAUGUGUACUGUAAAACUUGAAAUACUCAGGAGCUGAGUGAAUAUGUUUGUUGCUACUUACAAUCCCGACCUGUUAGUCCCAGUAGUUCUGUUUUAACAUGGUCUUUUUCAACCUUGUUUCCUGUUUCACUACAGACGAUUUCUGUUCUAGACUCACAAGUUUAACUGUUGUAUUAUAACAGUAUUACAUGUCAACAGUGUGGUUAUGACCUUUAUUUAUAUAAAACCAAAUAUUUAGUCAA
This is a messenger RNA of Sorex fumeus (smoky shrew), 3149 nucleotides long. RefSeq names its product RAN binding protein 9 (gene RANBP9). Gene Ontology annotation, molecular function: protein binding. NCBI's taxonomy places the organism in Eukaryota, Metazoa, Chordata, Mammalia, Eulipotyphla, Soricidae. The transcript has 14 exons. The coding region runs from base 54 to 2411 and encodes 785 amino acids. The record is from RefSeq and is a predicted model, not a curated record. Gene Ontology annotation, cellular component: cytoplasm. Gene Ontology annotation, biological process: cytoskeleton organization; cell surface receptor signaling pathway.